This is a messenger RNA of Sorghum bicolor (sorghum), 2850 nucleotides long. Its product is annotated as myosin heavy chain, muscle. The coding region runs from base 175 to 2223 and encodes 682 amino acids. Lineage: Eukaryota; Viridiplantae; Streptophyta; Magnoliopsida; Poales; Poaceae. The transcript is spliced from 20 exons. The record is from RefSeq and is a predicted model, not a curated record.
GAAAAUUGGACCGAUGCAAUUUUUUUUCUCCAGUUGCCCCCGCGUUGGUGCUCUCCGUGUCCCUCGCAUGCUCUCUGUCUCUAGUGGCGACGACUCGCCGCCGCCACCGUACGCCCAGGUCGCCAUUUCCGGGCCCUUGCCGACGACGAGCACUCACCAGUGCCUCGGGUGGGCAUGGACGAAGCUGCAGAUUCCUCCGAACUGCUUCGUCGCGUCGAGGAGCUCCAGCGCGAAAAGGAUGAAAAACAGAAUUCUUUGGAAGUAUUGUUACGACGGGUUGAAGGGCUACAAUAUGAGAUGGAUGAAAAAGUAGAUCUUGUUGAAGUGUUAACUCGUCAAGUUGAAGACCUCCAGCGAGAGCGUGAUGCCCUCAGAAAAGAUAUUGAGCAAUUAUGUAUGCAACAAGCCGGGCCUGGUUAUGUUUCUGUUGCAACUCGAAUGCUUACUCAGAGGACAACAGCUUUGGAACAGGAUAUUGAGAACCUCCAGAAAAAAUUAGGCGGUUGCUUAAGAGAGAAUCAAAAUUUGCAAGAGGAGCUUGCUGAAGCUUAUCGAAUUAAGAGCCAACUUGCUGAGUUACAUGGUGCUGCACUAUCUAAGAAUAAGGAUCUAGAAAAGCAAGUAAGAUUUUUCCAGAGCAGUGUUGCUCAAGCGUUUGCUGAACGGGACAGUUCAUUAAUGGAGUGUGAGAAAGCAAAAGAGCGGGAGGAAGCAGUGUCAAGAAAAUUUGCUGAUUUUGAGGAAAGGAUGAGAGAGUAUCAAUCAGCGAUUGAUGAACAGAAAUACAUAAAUGAUGACUUGCAGAGGGAACUGACAGAACUGAAGGCGCAUACAGAAUUGUCCUUGAAAGUUAUUCUAAAAUUCUAUGACCUUCGUUGCAGAGACUCUGAAUGUUCUUCAAGUGUUACUUUUGAAGAGAAGUGUUCAAUCCUUCUAGAUGAUUCUGCUGACAAUUGGAGUUUUUGCUCUGAUGGCGGAACCGCAACUUUGAAGUACAUUGCGUCUUUAGAAGAGGAGAAAGAGUCACUUAAAGCUAAAAUAUCAAAGCUGCAAAACAACUUAAGGAUGGGACUUGAGAUUGAACAGCAUUUGCAAAGAAAUGCACGAAUAUUAGAGAAAAGACAGGCACUGUAUGAUGGAUUUCUGAGAAACGGAUUGUCAGAACUUCAAAAGUUCUACACAUAUCAAAAGGCUGAAAUUAUGAAAAUAUUGGAAGAAGAAUCGUUGCAGUUGAGCAAAGUUGUUGCGGAGAUUCAGGAUAAGCUAACUGAAAUGUGCAUCAACACUGAAGUUAAUGAACACCCUGCCGAUGAGACUCAAUGUUGCGACAGCAGUUGUAAAGAUGUGCAUGUUACUACAGAUAUCAGUCCUAGCACAUGCCCAAAGAGUGAUUCUCCUGCUGAUCCUAACUCCAUGUCGUUUGAUGAAUCUAAAGCACUUGCACAAGCCUUACAGGAGAAGAUGGAAGCACUUAUGCUCUUCUCACAGGAACAAGAAAGAUACCUAUUAGAAAAACAGAGAGACCUGAUUGUUAUUGAAGAACUCCAGAAGAACUUAUCUCAAGUUAAAGAUGAAAAGGUGAAGGUCCUGAUGGAAUUAGCAAAACUGAAAGAACAAUAUUUGCUAUUGAAGGGCAGUUCUGCUGUGAAGGAAGGUCAUGAUACUGGUGAUUCAUCUAAAGUCAUUCCUGGGCAUGACCAACAAGGGAUGCUGAAGACUAUGCUGAAGAGGACAUCUUUAAGACACUGGAUGAGAAAAGAAAGUAGUACUAUUGGACAUGGGAGCUCUGAUGGAAAUGAUCAUACAGUUUGCAAAGAGCAUUCAGUGGAUGUUGCAAGGUUAAGAGUUGAAAAUUCUACGCUUCUUGAAGGUGUUGGUACUGUUGAGCGUCUCACUUCUUCAGUGCAUAGACUGCAUAUUGUGCUUUUGAAGGCUUAUGAUGAUAUCAAGUCAGCUGAUUCUUUGGAGAGUACCUUCGAAGCGCUCAACAGUCUUAUAACUGAAGCAAACGUUAUGAAGACAGCUCUUAAUGUGGUUCUUCCAGUAAGCUGGUCUGGGGAUUCAUCAGAUGCAAUUACAUAUGAAGCUCUGUGCGAACCAUCUGAUUCACCUAAAUCAAAGUCUGGUAAAGUAGACCCGCUCUCUUCUGCAGGCAUGGAGAUGGUGGAGCUACUAAUAUUGGCUGCUGAGAUUCUCAAGGAGAGCUUUCUGGUGAAGAAAUAAGGCCUCCAUGUAAGAACGAGUCUGUCAGCAUGCAAUUUAAUCCUUGAAGUUAAUUUUUGGGUGUAUAUACUUAAACUGAUUGCUAAAAGUUAGCUACUAGACUAUUUUGAAUGUAGAGAAAAAGGCAAAUGUGUACUGUAAUUUAGGGUUCGCUGCUAUUGCUGUGUCUUGUGUUGGUAGACUUUUUUUUUUAAAGCCUUUCAAUUAAGUUGGGAAAAAAAGUUUUUGUACAAGGAAAGAAGGUCAGAGGCAAUCAGGUCACUGAAGCAAACACACAGAGGAUUGUGUUGGUAGACUAAUAAAGGGUUAAUAACCAAGUGUACAAAAUUCAGUUUACAAGCAAAGAUUAAGUAGAUGGAUGUUUGAUAUUAUGGUAUGCAUCCAAAAUCUUCGUUGUACAGACAUCAAUAUGGGUAUCGUCAUCAUUUGAAAUAACAAACAUAGGUAGGUUGUGAAUUGGGCGUAAUUCAAUGGGUUGGUUUCUUGUGGAAUUUGCAUACUGUUUAGCCUCAAUCACAGGCACGGGUGAUUGUAUUUUUCUAGAUUUAUUUUAGGAUUGAACGACAGGUGAUAUGUCUGUUGAUGGAGAUGCCUAUGAUAAUUUUAUGGCCUUGAGAUUUCUUAGUU